Messenger RNA from Aspergillus welwitschiae, 444 nucleotides. Its product is annotated as EthD domain-containing protein. Bases 1 to 444 code for a protein of 147 amino acids. The transcript has 3 exons. Lineage: Eukaryota; Fungi; Ascomycota; Eurotiomycetes; Eurotiales; Aspergillaceae. Gene Ontology annotation, molecular function: oxidoreductase activity. The record is from RefSeq and is a predicted model, not a curated record.
AUGACGACUAGCAAGCAUUUGAUUCGCUUCGACACUUAUGUCAAGCGGCAUCCGUCCCUCACCGUGGAGGAAUUUCACCACACUUGGACCACUAGUCACGCGCAGUUGUUGAAAACUUGGUUGGCACGGCAUGGGGUAUACCGCUAUACUCUGUUCCACACCCCGCCGGAUGUGGCCAAGCAGUACCUAGGUCAGGAGCACGCCGGUGGUGGUCACGUGAUGGAGUCGUUUGAUGGACAUGCGGAGAUUCUGUUGGAGAGUUGGGACAUUCUGGGCCGCCUGCGCGCAGAUCCAUACUAUGUGGAGGUAGUGGAGCCAAGCGAGGUCACAUUGAUUGACAAGGCCUCCGUUGUCAGAAGGGUGGGAUAUGAGGAGGUCUGGGUUGCGGAAGGCAAGGCUGUCGACCAAACCAAGUUCGCCCAUCCAGACUCAAGUCAUACCUGA